AUGGCACAAUAUCACACGGUCUCCACGCCGUCGGCUUUAGAGGUCUAUGUCAACGGAACUCUAGGCGCUUCCAUUCCUAUGCAUGGAAGCGGGACUUGGGGUUACGGGCCCUUUCAGGAUCAACUCGCCUACGUCAAAGAUGUGGUGGUGACGGCGAGUAACGGCACCGUCCUCUACCAGAACAACUUUCUCAGCCAGGACACCCUCGCCGAAUACGCAGCGGACUCCAACUGGGGAACCGUGUGCGCGGAUGGCGGCAAACGGGGCCGUUCUGUUUGGAUUGGAGGUUUUGCACAUACAGCACGAAGCAUUGCGACCACCACCUAUCGACUCGACUACAUACGGGGCACCCUUGAAACUGCUUUGGCCUGGCAACUUCAGUCUGGAGAGCAUUCUGGCAUCAUCAGCACGCAGGCCCAGCUAGGUGCCGACCCGGCAAACGGUCCGCUGUUGUUCCCCGCGCCAUACCGGAUCACGGACUAUCAACUCUUCUUCCUUCUGACGCUGGGCGAUUACUACCGAAUGACGAACGACCUAGAGUCCCGCGGCAUGUCCCGAAUGGGCAGUUAUAUUGACCCGCAUUCGGGCCUGCUUGGCGAAAGCUACGACAAUAAAUACUUCACUGCCUCCAACAAGCUCAAUGCCACUGCCCCUUCUGCCCUAAUGGCUCUCUCCCUCCGUCAACUUAUCCCGGCCGCCGAGGCCCUCCAAGAUACAGCUAGUGCAGCAUCCUUUGCAGCCACCUACAAGGGUCUCUCGGACGCCAUCAACUUGCUGCUGUGGAACCCCGAGAAGGGAGCCUACGGUAUCUCUGUAUCCGAGCCUGACGACUACUCCCUGUUCGCCAUGACCUUCACCAUCCGCGCAGGCAUUGCCAACGAGACGCAGAUCCAAGCCAUGGUCUCUUCCCUCGAGUCCCUGCAGCUCGGUGUCGGGUACAAGGACGCCUUAAACUUAGGCAAUAGUACUACGAUGCGCAUGUCGCCCAACUCCCAAGGUUUCCUGCUCGAGGCACUUCUCAUCGCAAACAAGACGUACGGCACGCCGUCUCUCGGGCCAGUGAGCACAUUGCUCCGGACGUUCUGGCCGAACAUGCUAAACACGAGUCGUUAUUACUCCGGUUCAACUUGGGAAUAUGAAUACCCGGAUGGAAGCCCCGGUAUCGGGCUCUUCACUAGCCUAGCCCACCCGUGGGGCAGCGCGCCGACUUACCUCUUGACGGAGUACGUGCUCGGCAUUCGCGCUGCUGACCCUGGAUAUUCCAAAUAG
Molecule: messenger RNA, 1269 nt
Organism: Aspergillus oryzae RIB40
Lineage: Eukaryota; Fungi; Ascomycota; Eurotiomycetes; Eurotiales; Aspergillaceae
Exons: 2
Coding region: 1-1269 (422 amino acids)
Biological process (GO): carbohydrate metabolic process
Source: RefSeq, a predicted model, not a curated record